Molecule: messenger RNA, 447 nt
Organism: Cantharellus anzutake
Lineage: Eukaryota; Fungi; Basidiomycota; Agaricomycetes; Cantharellales; Hydnaceae
Exons: 4
Coding region: 1-447 (148 amino acids)
Source: RefSeq, a predicted model, not a curated record
AUGCAACAAGGCAACUACAUGACAAGGCGACAACUAGACAAGGCAAGAAAGGAGGUGACAAGGCAAGAAGAGGACAAGGGAAGAAAGCAAAAAUGGGAAACUAAGGAAGUAAAAAAACAACUAGACAAGGCAGAAGCGGACAAGGUGACAAGCCAAAGCGUGAAAACAAAGGGCCAAAGCGACAUUAUGUUCACCGUCGAUUGCCCCAAAAGCGCCUCCUUCCCAAAGCUCUCAAAGCACAAAUGUACGGUCCUGGGACCGCCAGUGGCAUCGGGCUGUAACUUCCAACAUGAAGUUGAGAAGGACAAGGCAAACAAGGCAACAAGGGAAGAAGACAAGAAGACAAGAGCUGGACUCGGGAAGAAGCAAAAAAAGGUUUGGAACUGUGGAACUGUGGAACUUGGUGAGGGACAGGAGAAGGGGACAAGGGGACAAGGGGACAAGUAG